AUGGACGGCGACAAAACUACAAGUAGGUUACUAUGUCAAUGUUCUUUUCCUUUUUUGAGUAAAACGGAAAUUUUAGAGGUCAGGUUUUAGGUAACAAAGUUGUGGUUUUCGGUAUCUUGGGCAUAAAGUAGAAAAAAAUUUAGACUGUGAUUAAAGAUUUUGUAUUAUCUUUACAUUUUAUGCAUUUUUUAAUCAUUUUUGACUUAAUUUAUACCUAAAUUAUUAAUUUAUAAACAAUUCGUAUGUAAACCUUUUUUAUUUUAAAAAUAUAUAAUUUCGAUUAUUCCUCAUCAGAUUCUUUAUUUCUUGCCUAUUUUAUAUGUUUUGCCAUUUCAGAAGUUUUGGUAACCGGAGCCUCAGGCUAUGUGGCCACACACUGUGUCCAACAACUUUUGGCCCAGAACUACCACGUCCGAGGAACUGUCAGAUCGUUGAAGAAUGAGAAGAAGAUUAAACCGAUAAGAGAUAUUGCUGAUAACAGUCCGCUUCUGGAGCUGGUGGAGGCCGAUCUCGAACAGGCAGCUGGUUGGGAUGAGUAAGGUUUUGAUCUUGAAGAUUGUUAGUUCAAAGUAUUAUAAUGGUUAAGACGUUACAGUAAUUGAUAUUUUAAAAUCCAAAUAUCAAACGAAAAAUUAGGUAACAAUGUUAAACUUACAGAGUAGUAGAAGGCUGUGACUAUGUUCUCCAUGUUGCCAGUCCUUUCCCUUUGGAAGACGAUGUUACAGUAAUCGAAACAGCUGUUAAUGGUACCUUGAACGUCUUGAAGGCCUGUGCCAACAGUACUGCUGUCAAGAAAGUAGUCCUGACUAGUUCAUGCGCAGCCAUCAACGAAGGCCAUGAUGAUGAAGAUCGUAUCUUCGACGAAGAUGACUGGACCAUCGUCGAAAGCAAGAAGGUACAGUCGUAUGCUGUAUCCAAAACCGAAGCAGAAUUGGCUGCCUGGGAUUUUGUUAAGACAAACAGUAAGUUAUGAUAUACUUUGGGUUACUGUAACUUUAGAAAAACACCAGUUCAAGUUGACCGUCAUCAAUCCAACUUUCGUAGUGGGACCCGUUUUGAUGGAUACGGCUGGUUCCAGUAUUACGGUGAGAUUUAACUUUAUUUUUAAAAGGAAAAAAACUUAAAAUCUGGUUCCUAUAGUGCCAUAUGUAGAUUUUAUGUGAAAACAGCACCUACGUUUAAGCUUAAUUUUCUUUCACCUAUCUUCAGACCGUGAAGAAGUUCCUGAACAAUGAAGUACCAGCCAUCCCACCCCUCGAGAUGGGCAUGGUCGAUGUGAGAGAUGUGGCCAAAGCUCACAUUCUGGCCAUGGAAAGGUCGGAAUCUGAUGGAGAGCGGAUUUUGAUCACUUGUCAGACCGUCGCCUUUUCUCAGAUGGUCAAGUUUAUCGGUCGAGAAUUCAGAAGUCAAGGCUACAAGUCUCCGUUCAUCACCGCUCCAUACUUUUUGGUCUGGGUCUGGUCGUUUAUCGACAAAGAAGCCGCGGCUUCACUUCCGAGACUCAACAGGAAGAUUCUGUUCGACAAUUCAAAGGUAGGUUAACAUUGUAAAGUUCUGUUUUAUGUACAAAUUGUUAUAAGAAAAAAACAUAAUAAUUACAAUGUAAAUAGUUAAUUAAUCUACAAAUCGUAUUGUUCAUCAAAACAAAUAUACUUUUCAGUCCAAGAAGCUACUGGGCCUAGAAUACUGCAACAUCGAAGACGCAGUCGUCGACAUGUGCUACAGCCUGAUCGACCGUGGAAUGAUACCCAAAAAACAGGGAUAUAAACCAAGAAAAGCCUAA
This is a messenger RNA of Bursaphelenchus okinawaensis, 1783 nucleotides long. The record is from the annotation of a GenBank genome assembly. Lineage: Eukaryota; Metazoa; Nematoda; Chromadorea; Rhabditida; Aphelenchoididae.